GGCAGACUCCAAAGUUCAUUAGUCAUGCAGCUGUCAUUCGGUUCUGCAAAGCCAACCCCCGCCUCUUCCCCUUCUAUACCGCAAAUUAUCGUUUGCAGCUGUCGAAUCUUUCUCUCUCUCCACUUUUUCUUUCCUUCCUCUCACACUUGAUGUUCCAAACAACUCAUCAAAUAAUGACAGCAACAACAAUAACAUCAUAAACUAUAUCCACCUCUCGCUCUGUCUCUCUGACCCCUUUCAAUAAUUUUUUCACUGAUCUGAAAGAGGGCGAAUGGAGUUGGAGGCAUAUAUAGAGCUCAAAGCUAGCAAAGAAAAUGAUUUCGACACAGAUUAAGGUAUAGCUAGCCUAGUCCGCUAUCUCUUGUACCAAGCCUGAGGGCUAGCCAUAAAGUGAUAUGCCGGAGCGUUCAUGCACAACGAGGGAUACCAGCCAUUCGUCAUUGGUUUUGAUGAUUUAGAUGCCAAUAUGGCUUCCCCACAAUACCGAUCACAGUUCGGAGACACCACGUUUACCAAAGUGUUUGUCGGAGGCCUUGCGUGGGAAACACCGACCGAAGAAAUGCGCAGAUAUUUCGAGCGGUUUGGGGAGAUUCUCGAAGCUGUGAUAAUCACCGAUAAGAGUACAGGAAAAUCUAAGGGAUACGGAUUCGUGACUUUUCGCGACCCGGAAUCGGCGAGGAGGGCUUGUGCUGAACCAAACCCUGUGAUCGAUGGGCGGAGAGCCAACUGUAAUAUCGCUUCGUUUGGACGACCCCGACCUUCACCGCCCCGAGGAAGAAAUCAAGGAAGUAGUUCUUACCAAGGACGUGCACCACAGCCACCAGAGCCAUAUGGUGCACUACCGUAUAGCGGAAUCCCGGCUGCCUUACCUCCGCCGCCUCCUCUUCCUGUCAUUUAUCCGAAUUUUGGGUAUCCAACCUACGCGACUGGUUAUGGCUACCACCAAGCUCUAUAUAACACACAACUCCAACAGCCACAAUACUACCAGAAUUUGUACGGCACAUCUUCUCCCUAUUACUAUGGUUUCUCGUCAUCCGAAUCCCCAAUCAGGAGAACAUCUUCUACAGUAACCCGGGGCCAACGCUCACCCGGAUCCCUACUCCCUACCUAUCCUUCUCCACCACUUCAACCACCCACUAGACAUCCUGUUCCGUACGCUUCUACCGCUGCAGAUUCACAGACGCAACAGCGAAUUGUUUCCACAGAAACGGAAGCGCAAGUCGUUCCUUCAGAAAGUCCAAAUAACUAAAGCGCUUUAGUCAUUCAUCAACAAUAUAUACACAUGGUUUGGCCACAAGUUUCAAUUGUAUGAUAUUGACAAGUUUAAUGGCUAGCUAUCAUCUCUUUUUAUUUC
Carya illinoinensis is the source of this 1354-nucleotide messenger RNA. RefSeq names its product RNA-binding protein 38-like. The transcript is spliced from 6 exons. The coding region runs from base 410 to 1249 and encodes 279 amino acids. Gene Ontology annotation, molecular function: RNA binding. NCBI's taxonomy places the organism in Eukaryota, Viridiplantae, Streptophyta, Magnoliopsida, Fagales, Juglandaceae. The record is from RefSeq and is a predicted model, not a curated record.